This is a messenger RNA of Quercus robur (English oak), 1630 nucleotides long. Its product is annotated as gibberellin 2-beta-dioxygenase 8. The transcript has 5 exons. Bases 412 to 1434 code for a protein of 340 amino acids. The record is from RefSeq and is a predicted model, not a curated record. Lineage: Eukaryota; Viridiplantae; Streptophyta; Magnoliopsida; Fagales; Fagaceae.
GCACAUGCUAUCUUAAAUAGGUAGAAUCUAUGUUUUUUCUUCUUUAAGUUACAACUAGGAGGGCUAGCUAGUUUCUUUUGCAACUCCUUUAUUUCGCAACUUCUUUAUUUCUUCAAAUUGUUUAGCCUGUCCUAGUCGCUUUAACUAGUUUUUCCUUUUCUAGCCCAGCAAAGUGAUCUUUCCCUGUCCUAAUCGCUACCCAUUCUCAUGCUUUUGUGUCCUUUAUCAUUGUAGUCAACAAUAUUAGAGAGAUAAGCUUUACAUAAACAUUUUAAAAAAGAAAGUAUACGUCCACGUCUUCAUCUUCGUGCAUUGCCAUGCAAAACUGAUCAGUACCAUCAAAGCUCCCAUAUGUGAAUUGCAGAUUAGAAGCCCGGAACCUUGUUGGAGACUCUAAAAUAGCAGCUAAGUAUGGACUCGGACCCACCAUUUCAUGAAGCCUACAAGACCCUCUUCGACAAAAGAACCAUCGAAAAAAAGAUUACCCCAAAGAACGAGUGGGUUGUGAUGGUGGAGGAAUGUGAGCUUCCAUUGAUUGACCUUAGCCGUUUAGACCAUGGUGAUGAAGGUGAGAGAGAGGGGUGCAAGUUGGAGAUAGCUAGGGCUUCACAAGAGUGGGGUUUCUUCCAAGUUGUGAAUCAUGGGAUUUCCUGUGAGAUCUUGGAGAAGAUGAGGUUUAUGCAAGAGAGGGUGUUUAAGCAAUCCUUUGAUAUGAAGACCAAAGAAGACAAGUACCUGAAUUUUUCAGCUGGUACCUACCGUUGGGGCACACCUACAGCCACUUGCCUUAGGCAGUUGUCUUGGUCUGAAGCUUUCCACAUUCCUUUGCUCGAUAUUUCGACUUCACCACCUGCUGGUUCCGAUAGUCUCAGCUCAACAAUUGGACAGUUCGCCACAACAGUUUCUAGUCUAGCACAAAAAUUAGCUGAAAUUUUAGCUGAGAAAUUGGGUCACAAAUCCACUUUCUUCCAAGAACAUUGCUUGCCUAGCACUUGCUAUCUUCGAAUGAAUCGAUACCCACCAUGCCCAAUGCCUUCAGAGGUAUUUGGCCUAAUGCCACACACCGAUAGUGACUUCCUCACAAUAUUGCAUCAAGAUCAAGUUGGUGGGUUGCAAUUAGUGAAAGAUGGGAAAUGGAUUUCUGUUAAACCUAACCCAGAGGCUUUAAUUAUCAACAUUGGUGACUUAUUUCAGGCGUGGAGCAAUGAUGUGUAUAAGAGUGUACAACACAGAGUUGUCACCAAUUCUCUGGUGGAAAGGUUUUCCACCGCAUAUUUCUUUUGUCCUUCAUAUGACACUGUGAUACAUAGUUGUCACGAGCCUUCAGUCUACAGAAAAUUCAGCUUUAGAGAGUACAGGCAACAAGUCCAAGAGGAUGUUCAAAAAUUGGGAUCUAAAAUAGGCCUUCCUAGGUUUCUUGUUCAAAGCCAAUAAUAUACAUGAGUGUUAUCGUUUCCAUCGACUAUAUAGGCCUUGUUGUGAUUGUGAGAGAGAACAACGAGUGGGGGUGUUACAAGUGUAGUUCAAUUAGGGGGAAAAAAUAAGAAAGCUAUAGCAAUUUUCAGCAUUAUUGGAUGCUGGGUCAAUCAUUUGUAAUUGAUUACUAUAAUGCAAAAGAAAAUUUUUCGGA